Cherax quadricarinatus is the source of this 764-nucleotide messenger RNA. Its product is annotated as prolactin-releasing peptide receptor-like. NCBI's taxonomy places the organism in Eukaryota, Metazoa, Arthropoda, Malacostraca, Decapoda, Parastacidae. Gene Ontology annotation, biological process: G protein-coupled receptor signaling pathway. The record is from RefSeq and is a predicted model, not a curated record. Gene Ontology annotation, cellular component: plasma membrane. Gene Ontology annotation, molecular function: G protein-coupled receptor activity.
CUGGAAAGAAGUUAGCUGUAAACACCAGCAGGAUACCAGCGUCUACCGUGGUCUCCGUCACUGCCUGCUGUCUGGUCUGGCUCCUGGCGGCGUUCGUAGCCUGUCCUCUCAUCUUCUACCGCUUUUUCGUCGACAGACUGUGGGUGGACUACGAGGAGAGUUUCUGUGCAGAGGAGAGGUGGGUGACAAAGGAGUACAUGCCCAGCGUGGUAGUGGGUCUCAUAUGGCUGCCAAUGAUCUUCCUCGUUAUCGCCUACAUGAUCAUCUUCUGCAAGCUGGACCAACACGAAGCUUCAGUGAGGGGUCGGGAACACCCUCUGGCCCAGAGGAGACGUCGUCGUCUUCUUUCCCUCAUGUUUGUGGUGUUACUCGUCUACCUGGUCUGCUACGCACCAUUCACCAUCUUCCUUAUUGUCAGGGCCUUCACUGUGCACUCCUCUGAAGAUGUAAGUAACUUACUAUCGCCGUUAGAUGAGAAUACUGGUGAAGGCUCGAUUGUGCAGCCACGAAGAUAAGCUACACAAGAUCAAAUUUAUUAAUCAAAACAAAAUAUUAAUUUACACACACUACGUAACCAAUAAAAGUGCAUCGAAGACUUGUCUAUGCUAAAUAAUAACACAUGGAGACAGUAACACAGAAAGCUAAUUGAAUGGCGAUGCCAACAAGGAGUGAGACAAAAUGCUAAGGUAAGAUAAUGCACAAUUUAGGAUCUCUGCUAAAAAAAUGUUUGGCCAACAGUGGCUAAAGUAUACUACUAGUCAUGA